This is a messenger RNA of Sabethes cyaneus, 582 nucleotides long. RefSeq names its product 60S ribosomal protein L32 (gene RpL32). The transcript is spliced from 3 exons. Gene Ontology annotation, molecular function: structural constituent of ribosome. The coding region runs from base 92 to 496 and encodes 134 amino acids. NCBI's taxonomy places the organism in Eukaryota, Metazoa, Arthropoda, Insecta, Diptera, Culicidae. The record is from RefSeq and is a predicted model, not a curated record. Gene Ontology annotation, biological process: translation. Gene Ontology annotation, cellular component: cytosolic large ribosomal subunit; ribosome.
AGCUUAUGUCAAAGCGGCCAAGUUUCUCUCCUUUUUGAUUGUCCCUUCCACAUUGAACGAACAGCCUCGUGUCGUGUUCUGAUCAAAAAAGAUGGCUCUUCGACCAGCAUACAAACCUAAGAUUGUCAAGAAGCGAACGAAGAAGUUCAUUCGCCACCAGUCGGACCGCUAUGAUAAACUUGCACCAAACUGGCGCAAGCCGAAAGGUAUUGACAAUCGAGUGCGUCGUCGCUUCAAGGGUCAAUAUCUGAUGCCAAACAUCGGUUAUGGAUCGAACAAACGCACCCGUCAUAUGCUGCCGAAUGGGUUCAAGAAAUUCCUGGUUCACAACGUGCGCGAGUUGGAAGUGUUGCUGAUGCAGAACCGUGUUUACAGUGCCGAAAUUGCGCACGGCGUGUCGUCCAAGAAGCGUAAACUGAUCGUCGAACGUGCGAAGCAGCUGGCCAUUGCCGUGACGAAUCCGAACGGCAGACUGCGGGCACAGGAAAUUGAGUAAGCGUGACUGGAUGAAGGAGUUAAAUGCAUACGCCAGAGCUUGUAUGAAAAUCAUCUUUAAAUAAAAAAUUAAGUUCUAGUUCCAAA